This is a messenger RNA of Nilaparvata lugens (brown planthopper), 969 nucleotides long. RefSeq names its product Down syndrome cell adhesion molecule-like protein Dscam2. Gene Ontology annotation, molecular function: cell-cell adhesion mediator activity. NCBI's taxonomy places the organism in Eukaryota, Metazoa, Arthropoda, Insecta, Hemiptera, Delphacidae. Gene Ontology annotation, biological process: dendrite self-avoidance; axon guidance; homophilic cell-cell adhesion. The transcript is spliced from 5 exons. The record is from RefSeq and is a predicted model, not a curated record. Gene Ontology annotation, cellular component: axon; plasma membrane. The annotation marks the transcript as partial.
AACCCACAAGCAGUGUAGCUCCUAAACUAUCAGAGGAUCGUCUGAAUGAAAAGACGUUCAAAGGUGGAAGUCCCUUCGCCUUACUAUGCCUUAGUCAAGGAUAUCCUGUUCCAUUUUUCAGAUGGUACAAGUUCCUGGACGGCUCGUCGCGCAAACAGGCCGUCGUGAUGGAUGACCGCGUGAAGCAGGUGUCGGGCACACUCAUCAUCCGUGAGGCCAAGGUCGAGGACUCGGGCAAGUACCUGUGUGUCGUCAACAACUCUGUCGGCGGAGAGAGUGUGGAGACUGUUCUGACUGUGACUGCCCCGCUAGCAGCCGGCGUGGAACCGACGACGCAGACGGUAGACUUCGGUCGGCCGGCCAUCUUUCGCUGCAACUACGAGGGUAACCCGGUGAAGACGGUGUCCUGGUUGAAGGACGGCAAAUCCAUUGCCGGUCACGAGGAGUCGGUGCUGAGGAUUGAGUCGGUGCGCAAGGAGGACAAGGGCAUGUAUCAGUGCUUCGUCAGGAACGAACAGGAGAGCGCCCAGGCUAGCGCCGAGCUGAAGCUUGGUGGACGAUUCGAGCCUCCUCAAAUCCGACACUCGUUCAAUGAGGAGACGAUGCAACCAGGCCCCUCCGUAUUCUUGAAGUGCGUCGCCUCUGGAAAUCCAACCCCGGAAAUCACAUGGGAACUCGAUGCUAGAAAACUCUCCAAUAGUGACAGACUGCAGGUAGGCCAGUACGUGACGAUGAACGGCGACGUGGUGUCUCACCUGAACAUCUCGUCGGUGCAGACGAACGACGGCGGCCUGUACAGGUGUGUCGCCUCGUCUAAGGUGGGCUCGGCCGAGCACGCUGCUCGCCUGAACGUGUACGGACUGCCGUUCGUGCGGCCCAUUGACAAGAAGAUGAUUGUCGCCGGCGAGACGCUGUUUGUCACCUGCCCCGUUGCUGGAUAUCCGAUCGAGUCGAUUGUCUGGGAGCGAG